AUGAGUGUGGAGGCGUACGGGCCGAGCUCCCAGACCCUCACCUUCCUGGACACCGAAGAAGCGGAGCUGCUCGGAGCGGACACCCAGGGCUCCGAGUACGACUUCACCGACUUCACUCUCCCGAGCCAGACGCAAACGCAAGGCCAGACCCAGAGCCAGUUGGACGGACAGAUAAAUGGUCCUGAUGAGGGUCUCCACAAUGGAGGGAUGGAUGACUCUGUGGCCAAAUCCACUCAGUUGUUGGGUGAGCUCAACUUUGAGGAGGAUGAAGAAGACACGUACUACACCAAAGAUCUUCCGAUACACGCAUGCAGCUACUGUGGUAUCCAUGACCCAGCGUGUGUGGUGUACUGCAACACCAGCAAGAAGUGGUUCUGUAAUGGCCGUGGGAACACAUCUGGCAGCCACAUUGUGAACCACAUGGUGAGGGCCAAAUGUAAAGAAGUGACGCUGCACAAAGAUGGGCCGCUGGGCGAGACUGUGCUGGAAUGCUACAACUGCGGCUGUCGCAACGUCUUCCUGCUGGGCUUCAUCCCAGCUAAAGCCGACUCUGUGGUGGUGCUUCUGUGCAGGCAGCCCUGCGCGAGCCAGAGCAGCUUGAAAGACAUCAACUGGGACAGCUCACAGUGGCAGCCGCUGAUCCAGGACCGCUGUUUCCUGUCCUGGCUGGUGAAGAUCCCAUCAGAGCAGGAGCAGCUGCGAGCCCGUCAGAUCACUGCCCAGCAGAUCAAUAAGCUGGAGGAGCUCUGGAAGGACAAUCCUGGUGCUACUUUGGAGGACUUGGAGAAACCUGGAGUGGAUGAAGAACCCCAGCAUGUGCUGCUACGCUAUGAAGACGCCUACCAGUACCAGAACAUCUUCGGCCCUUUGGUCAAACUGGAGGCCGACUAUGACAAAAAGCUUAAAGAGUCUCAGACUCAAGACAAUAUAACCGUCAGGUGGGACCUGGGGUUAAACAAAAAGCGGAUUGCUUAUUUCACGCUUCCCAAGACGGAUUCAGGUGAUAUGCGGCUGAUGCAGGGUGACGAGAUCUGCCUGCGGUACAAAGGAGACCUGGCUCCUAUGUGGAAGGGCAUCGGUCACGUCAUCAAAGUCCCCGACAACUACGGGGAUGAAAUUGCCAUCGAGUUGCGCAGCAGCGUCGGAGCGCCUGUGGAAAUUCCUCAUAACUUCCAGGUGGACUUUGUUUGGAAAUCAACUUCCUUUGACAGGAUGCAAAGCGCCCUGAAGACAUUUGCCGUUGACGAGACCUCCGUGUCCGGCUACAUUUACCACAAACUCCUGGGCCACGAGGUCGAAGAUGUCACCAUCAAGUGCCAGCUGCCAAAGCGCUUCACUGCCCCGGGCCUGCCAGACCUCAACCACUCACAGGUUUACGCUGUAAAGACGGUGCUGCAGAGGCCGCUCAGUCUCAUCCAGGGGCCGCCCGGCACCGGCAAGACCGUCACCUCGGCCACCAUCGUCUACCACCUGUCUCGACAGGGCAAUGGACCCGUUCUGGUGUGCGCUCCCAGUAACAUCGCCGUGGAUCAGCUGACGGAGAAGAUCGACAAGACCGGCCUGAAGGUGGUCAGGCUGUGCGCCAAGAGCCGGGAGGCCAUCGAGUCCCCCGUCUCGUUCCUGGCCCUCCACAACCAGAUCAGUAACAUGGACAGCAUGCCGGAGCUUCAGAAGCUGCAGCAGCUGAAGGAUGAAACUGGAGAGCUGUCGUCUGCUGACGAGAAACGUUACCGGGCUCUGAAGCGCACCGCUGAGAGGGAGCUGCUCAUGAACGCUGAUGUGAUUUGCUGCACCUGCGUUGGAGCUGGAGAUCCCCGUCUGGCCAAGAUGCAGUUCCGCUCCAUCCUGAUCGACGAGAGCACCCAGGCCACCGAGCCGGAGUGCAUGGUGCCCGUGGUGCUGGGAGCCAAGCAGCUGAUUCUCGUGGGCGACCACUGCCAGCUGGGCCCGGUGGUGAUGUGCAAGAAGGCCGCCAAGGCAGGCCUGUCUCAGUCUCUGUUUGAGCGACUGGUGGUGCUGGGAAUCCGGCCAAUCCGCCUGCAGGUCCAGUACCGCAUGCACCCAGCUCUCAGUGCCUUCCCAUCAAACAUCUUCUACGAGGGCUCCCUGCAGAACGGCGUCACAGCAGCUGAUCGCAUCAAGAAGGGUUUUGACUUCCAGUGGCCUCAGCCGGACAAGCCCAUGUUCUUCUACGUGACUCAGGGUCAGGAGGAAAUCGCCAGUUCUGGAACAUCAUAUCUGAACAGGACUGAGGCGGCAAACGUGGAGAAAAUCACCACAAGGUUGCUGAAGGCUGGAGCUAAACCCGACCAGAUCGGCAUCAUCACGCCGUACGAGGGGCAGCGCUCCUACCUGGUCCAGUACAUGCAGUUCAGUGGCUCCCUUCACACCAAGCUGUACCAGCAAGUGGAAAUUGCCAGUGUGGACGCCUUCCAGGGCAGAGAGAAGGACUUUAUCAUCCUUUCUUGUGUUCGAGCCAAUGAGCAUCAGGGCAUCGGCUUCCUGAAUGACCCGCGUCGCCUCAACGUGGCGCUGACCAGAGCAAAGUACGGUGUGAUCAUUGUGGGGAAUCCCAAAGCGCUCUCCAAGCAGCCGCUGUGGAACAACCUGCUGAACUACUACAAGGAGCAGAAGGUCCUGGUGGAAGGACCCCUCAACAACCUCCGAGAGAGCCUCAUGCAGUUCAGCAAGCCUCGCAAACUGGUCAACACCAUCAACCCUGGUGGACGUUUCAUGAGCACGGCCAUGUACGACGCCCGCGAGGCGCUCAUCCCAGGCUCCGCCUACGACCGCAGCAGCACUGCUGGACGUCCGUCCAACAUGUACUUUCAAACGCAUGAUCAGAUCGGGAUGAUCGGCGCCGGGCCGGGUCAGAUGGCUGCGAUGAAUAUCCCUAUACCCUUCAACCUGGUGAUGCCUCCGAUGCCUCCGCCCAGCUAUCUGGGUCAGACCAAUGGUCCUGCAGCAGGCCGCGGUGCUAUGAAGGGUAAGCCUGGCCGUGGCGGUAGACAGCGGGUCCGCGGUUCGGGUCACCAGGGCACCAGUCAGGGUAACGGACCCAACAGCCAGGCCAGCCAGGACGGGGCCUCCCAGUCUUUCUCCCAGGGGCCGCUGACUCAGGGUUACAUCUCUAUGAGCCAGCCGUCUCAGAUGAGCCAGCCUGGCCUCUCCCAGCCAGAGUUGUCCCAGGAUAGCUACCUGGGCGAUGAAUUCAAGUCCCAGAUCGACGUGGCUCUGUCCCAGGACUCCACUUACCAGGGUGAACGCGCGUACCAGCAUGGCGGGGUGACCGGACUGUCACAGUACUAAAGUGUUGCCUGAAGAAGGGAGCUAGGCUUGAGCUGAGCUUAGUUCAUCAGCUUUUUAAUCUGGGAAAUAAUACAAACAUAAAAUGGAUACCUGUUUUCCUCUGCUACAUCCGAAGCACCACCAAGUGAAAGCGACGGGAUAGCGAAACCAAACCGAUGACCAGCGAGAGAAAUGGAAGGGGUAGAAGAAGAGCGCACUAACAGACGGGCAAGCGAGAGACGGGAGGAGGCCGCGUGGACAAGCGAGACGGCAGGAAGCGACGCCCGUGCUGAGUGAGGGAGAGGAAGGUCGAAGGAUCUGGCGGCAUCUGGUCGGGCUGCUGAGGGAAACAGACGAGAGGCCUCUGGUCUCUCCCGAGAAUCCAAAAGAGGUUCAGCUCCCCCAACUCCAAAUCCACCUUUUUUACACCCGCGACUUCUGGGAAAGCUCCAGGAUUAAGCCAAUCAGUGGAAUUUUGAAGAACUCUAAAUUUGGACAGAAACGGUGUCAGAAAGCUUCUCGAACCAGCAGCACAAAGAAAAAAAAAAAUAACCCCCCACCCCCACGACGCCGGAGGCCGGUCGCCCGUCAACCCGCCUCUGCGUCCCUGAGAAUUACGCAAAAAAAACGAAUUCGGCUCACCGUGGGCGGCCCCGCUCCACCGGGGGGCCCCGAGCGCCUCGGCAGCCUCUGAAGGAAGCAGCAGCCGACACGCCCUCUCAGAGAGGACGUAGGAACGCUGGUUUCUGUGCUCAAAAAGUCCGACGUUGGAAAAAAAAAAAAAACCUUGAUUUGCCUUGAGAGCCGCCGGCUCGUUCAGCGGCUCUUCGGUGAGGAGGUUUCGAACCGCGCGUCAGCAGCGGACACACGGACAACGCCGACUUCAGACCGGCCUUUCCAGGCAUGAGACGCCAAUCCCGCCGAUGUCGUGAUCGUCACGGGACAGUUUUUCUUCUCUGAAUACCUUUCUUACCACAGAGCACAAAAUUGCAAAAAAAAAACAACAACAAACCAAGUCAGUGAAACUAUCAAACACGACCAGCAGUGAAUAUUUGGCUCGGUGUCAUUUGAUGUUUCAUUUGAGGCUUUUUCCUACGGUAAUCUCAAGGCAGCAGGGGGUUGUUGGCGUCUUUGCUGUGCUUCAUGACCAGAUUUUUUCUUUUUUUUCUUUUUUUUUUUUAAACUGUACUUGCUUAGAUGGGAAAAAAUGCUUAAAUGCUUUGUGCUGAGGGAUUUCUCAGGGUAUAGUGGGCUUUUUUUUUUUUCUUUUCCACACCCAGCAAACGGAUCCCUGCUUGAGUUGGGAGAGACAUGAGAGCGGAGGGACAUGAAGGAUGAAUCUAGAAGGACGCCCACCGGCUGUCGGGGCAAUCAAUCCACCGAGAGGUAGAAAAGGAAGGUGGCUGAGGGAGGAAAUGAAACUAGUUCGGUUCAUUGCCACAGUUGGAGAAAAAAAAAUAUAUAUAAAAGAAAAGACGUGGCUUUCUUUGGACUAAAGAUCUGAAAUGCUGUAUUUGUAAAACCACUUUUAUUUUGCUUUUACAUGAAGAACAGCCACACCAAACAACCGUGUAGUUGUAAUUGGGUAUGAGAUUAAACCCUAUAAUUUAUAAAUAAAUAUGAAAAACCCUAAAGGAACGUUGUGGUCCACAUGUGGAUUUAGACAAAAAAGGAAAAAAAAAAUACCAGGAUUGCCAUCAGCACUGAUCAGAUGAUGGCGAGAUGAUAAAAUAAUGAAACAAAAUGAUUUAGAGGAACAAAAAUCAGUGCCUAAAACCAUCCAACCUUCAGAGGAACAGCUGCAGCACAGAUAUGAAUGUAGUCAAGAGUCAAAACUACCAGCAUUUUACAACCUGUUGAGGCAAAGGAGGCCAGAAACCCACAGAAAGGAGUUUUCCAGUAAACUUAGAGCGAGCCACGAUAAAUCGGCGAGGUUAAUGUUGGAUGAGACUAAAAGCCACCUUCCUUCUCUGUGGAGUAAAAAAAAAAAAACA
Messenger RNA from Fundulus heteroclitus (mummichog), 5282 nucleotides. It is a transcript of the gene upf1, whose product is annotated as UPF1 RNA helicase and ATPase. Gene Ontology annotation, molecular function: zinc ion binding; RNA helicase activity; ATP binding. Bases 1 to 3309 code for a protein of 1102 amino acids. Gene Ontology annotation, cellular component: cytoplasm. The record is from RefSeq and is a predicted model, not a curated record. The transcript is spliced from 24 exons. NCBI's taxonomy places the organism in Eukaryota, Metazoa, Chordata, Actinopteri, Cyprinodontiformes, Fundulidae. Gene Ontology annotation, biological process: nuclear-transcribed mRNA catabolic process, nonsense-mediated decay.